CGUCUACCUUAUAUUGGCGAACGUACUACCAACGGAUUUCUCAUUAGGCUUCUCAUUCGUCCGAGUCUUAUGGAGGCUCAAAGUUCGAUGCUGAGAUCAUAUUCCUGCCACCGACCUACCCUCGGGUAACUAUGCUUGCCCCUUGGGCCCCCAGGAUUCUACGUGAAACCUCUUUAGCGACACCGGGCCUUAGAGACACAAUGAACAGCAUAAACAACGCAAUGGAGACGCAACACAACAUAGAAAGGCCCGAUGACAACAUGGCCCGGCCUCCAAGCCCUACCUCCAGGUCUUCUAGUCUUUCUCCGCCACCAUCUUCACCUUUGGACGAAUUGCCCAUACCCUCACCCCCACAGAGCCCUUCCCCUGAACGCCACGAUAUAUCUCUCGAUAGUAUUACAAUAUCAUCGCCGAAAUCCACCAUCGGUCUCCCGGAUAUGGCACCAGUAACACGAAGCGCUUCGCGGAAACUCGUCGCCCAGAUAGACCCUCAAGAGCCCCACGAAGUGGAACAGGAAAAGGACACUAGGGACACGACUUCCAUGUCCAAGCCUAAAAGCAGCGGAAAGGGCAUUAUCAAGAAGAUUACCAAUAAGGUUCCGCGACAGAAAUGGACACCAGAAAGGCUCCUGGCUGACCCAAAGUCUCCGGUUGCGCGAGCGGACAUCAGAAGCCUCCUCUGCAAUAACCCACCGGCAUGGGACAUCCUGACUCCGCAGGAGAAGACUGAAAUUCUUGCCCUCUUUCCGUCGGGGACCCCUAUCAUCAAUGCCGGUACACCUGACGCCCGACCCGACAUGGCUCUUCUCGCUUCAGACGACAACUUCCGGCACGACUGCGCACGAUACGCCGAGAACCUGGCCGAGGGAAAGCACGAUCCCCAGUGGUUAGCCGAGGCUUGGGCCGCCUCCGAGCAACGUCGGGUCGGGGAGUUCGAGAAGUACCUCGAAGAGAAGUUUGAGGAGGAAUGGGGCGUCAAGUUGCCGGACCACAUGAGGCGUAGUACGGAUCGCCCAGCCACUUCACAGGCGGGCAGUCAGGACUCUGCGCCCUCUAGCCACCCGGGCAGCCAAAAUGCCGACAAUGCGCCAGACGAUAGGAACGAUGCGGGGGAUGCUGGAAGGGGAGAGGUGAAUGGUGACUGUGAAUCGGGCGGCUCUUACGCGGCAAGAUCUCCCGCUGCCGAAGGUGCUUCCCCUGCUAAGAAGCAGAGGAUCUCCUAGGGGGUUGCGGGAAAACGGCUACUGCUCUGAAGUUUUUGGAGAUAGUUAUCGCUAUACGAGGUUUCGCCAGGGCACAAUGAAGUAAGAGCAUUUGAUGGCCGAGUUCUGAGACCGAGGACUGUUUUAAGGGAGAUUGAUGUUCUCCUGAACGGUUCCCAAUGCGCCACCAGAGAACUACCAACCCCGGGGGUGGCUUAGAUUCAAUAUCCGAGCUUGUGACCCUGGACCGCUGGUAUUCCCACGCUUCUUCGCUGGCGCUUACAUGGCCCGCUUCCCAUUGCAAAAUUCUGGGCGCCAUGUUCGUCACCGGGGGGGCUUGUGAG
Molecule: messenger RNA, 1546 nt
Organism: Sodiomyces alkalinus F11
Lineage: Eukaryota; Fungi; Ascomycota; Sordariomycetes; Glomerellales; Plectosphaerellaceae
Exons: 3
Coding region: 132-1223 (363 amino acids)
Source: RefSeq, a predicted model, not a curated record